GCGGAUAAGUUUCAUUUUUUUUUCACCAUUUUAGACCACCUAGAUCGGGCAACCGGAGAAAUUAGGUUUGAGACGAUCGGAUUCGAUCGAUUGGCAGUGUUUCCUGGGAUGUGGAGUUUGGUAGGGAUGGGAGUCUGCUGGAGAUGAUCGGUUUGGCUUGGUCCAUCGAUAUGCUUUGGCCCUUGAUUAUUGUGAUUCCCUUUUGGCGUCUCGUUAUUCGGCCGGCUUUUGUUUCUACGUAUUGGGAUGUGUCUAUUUUCUUAUUUCCCUUUCUGUACCUGGCGUUAUCUAUGUGGCGGUUGGGGAGUUUUCGACCAGAUCGGUCUGUUCGUUCCUUUCCUGGGAUUCCCAUUUCCUUAUCCUUUUCUGAUUUUCAUUCGAUAUCAAUUUCAUUUCUAACACUGGCUCCCGACCCCGGGGUCAAGUCACAUCAUUCUACCUCUUCUCAUCGUUCCUUUUCAUCAUCCGUUUGCAGUAUUCUUCCAUUAUUAUACCAGUAUACCUAGCUCUGCUUCAGCGUUUACUUCUGCCUCUGCCCCGUAUUUCUUUCUUUCAUAUUUCCGUUUUGGCUAUUCCUGCUUGGUUUUUUUUUUCUCUCCAGGUACUAGCUAGCUGCUGCGGUGCCUGAUCUAUUUCCUAAUCUCUGGAUCUUGUGUAUGUCUAUCGUACUAGCUGCCUCUUUGUUGUAAUUUCGCUGAAUAGUACUUAUAUCUAUCAA
Messenger RNA from Aspergillus eucalypticola CBS 122712, 718 nucleotides. RefSeq lists its product as uncharacterized. The record is from RefSeq and is a predicted model, not a curated record. Bases 144 to 506 code for a protein of 120 amino acids. The transcript has a single exon. NCBI's taxonomy places the organism in Eukaryota, Fungi, Ascomycota, Eurotiomycetes, Eurotiales, Aspergillaceae.